Molecule: messenger RNA, 4827 nt
Organism: Magnusiomyces paraingens
Lineage: Eukaryota; Fungi; Ascomycota; Dipodascomycetes; Dipodascales; Dipodascaceae
Exons: 4
Coding region: 1-4827 (1608 amino acids)
Biological process (GO): DNA integration
Molecular function (GO): nucleic acid binding
Source: RefSeq, a predicted model, not a curated record
AUGACUUCCCGUGUCACAGUUCAACAAGCUACAGUUGUUCUUCCUGGUGCUAAAAGAGAAUCUAAGUUAAGUUCAAAUACUGAAGCUGGUGUUUUUGUUGGGUAUUCUUUGGAUCGUACAGCUUAUCGAGUUCUUCUUGAUUCAAGCAUUGUUGAAGCCAGGAGUGUUUACUUUGAUGAGUCCAAGUUUCCAUUUAUGAAAAGUGAUAAAGACUUGUCUAUUAAUGGUACUGGUGUUGGGUUUAGUGUUGGUUCUGGUUCAGGGUCCAUGUCAGGGUCUUGUUUUGAUUCUAAGGGGUCUGGUUUAGGAUCUAAUGUUAGGGUUAAUUCUAUUGCUAGUUCUGAUUCAAGUUCUGGUUCUAGUUUUGGGUCUCAUAGAUCUUUACCAGCAUCCUCAUCUGGUUCUGGUUCUGGUUCUAUUUGUGCUUUACCGUCUCCGUCUCCGUCUUCUUCUCCGUCUCAUUCUCCGUCGCCACCUCCUCCUUCUUCUUCUUCUAUUAUUGUUCAUAAGCCUCGUUCUGUUCGUCGCAUUUUGUCUACACCUUCUGCUCCUCUUGAGUCUCCUACUCUUCCUACUCUUCCUUCUAUUCCUUCUGUUCCAUCUCUUCCUAGUUCUCCUAUUCUUCCACCUUCAGAUCAUGAUGUCUCUAUCUCUCCUGACUCUAGUCCUAUUGUUUCUUCUUCGGAAUAUAUUCCUUCACAAUUAGACUUAUCUGAAGCUGGUCCAUCUAUUAAUGAAUCUGAUAUUUCAGGUGAUUCUGGGAUCUCGCAACGAGGGGGUGAUAUUGGGUUUCAACCGUCUAUCAUUGCUUCGUCUCCCACUCCACCACCUUCUGUUGAAUUGGAAGUAGUGCCACUUAGUCAAGAAUCUCCUUCGUCUGAUCUUGUUAAUUCUCUUGACCAAGCUGGUGUUAGUGUUGUCACUAAGGAUGAUACUCAAGCUGUUUUGCCUAAAUCUCGAUCUCGUGUUGUUGCUGUUCGUUUACCUUCUAUAACUCCUGCCAAACGCCCGAGUUCAGAUGACAUUGUUUCACCUCCUUCUAAACACCUUUGUGAAAAUUCUUUGAAACAAUCUCCAGUGUCUGCAACACCUGCAAAACGUCCAGCUGAAGAAGAGUGUAUUUCUUAUCGUCGUCUCAAAUCUCCCGCUUUGAAAGCUAUGUCUAGUGAAGAAGCUGAGUUUUGGCUUGAAGCCUGUGUUAUUGAAAUGUCGUCUCUUAAACGCAAUGGUACUUGGGAAUUGGUUGAUCUCCCACCUGGUCGCAAGGCUAUCAAUAGCAAAUGGGUGUUUAAAGUUAAGCGCAAAGCUGACGGUUCAAUUGAACGUUACAAAGCUCGUCUCGUGUGUAUUGGAUUUUCGCAAGUUGAAGGUAUUGAUUAUACUGAAACUUUUGCUCCCGUUGUUCGUUACGAGACUGUGAGGAUUGUUCUUGCUAUUGCUGCUCAGUUUGGGUUCCAGGUUCAUCAUAUGGAUGUCGAGACUGCAUUUCUUAAUGGUGAUCUCAAAGAAGAUAUUUAUAUGAGACAACCUAAAGGCUUUGUUGUCAAAGGUCAGGAAUCUAAAGUGUGUCAUUUGAAGAAGUCUUUGUAUGGUUUAAAGCAAGCUCCUUUGUGUUGGAAUGAGAAGAUUCAUGGUGCUCUUGUCAAACUUGGGUUUAUUCGUAAUGAAAGUGACUACGGUGUGUAUACCAAAGGAUCUGGGUCUACCAUGGUUAUUAUUGCACUGUAUGUUGAUGAUUUACUUAUUUCUGGCAAUUCUUCUGAAGUCAUUGCCAAAACCAAGUCUUCUUUGUCAUCUAUGUUUAAGAUGAAAGACUUGGGCCCAGUCGAGCAGUUCCUUGGCAUGAGAGUUAAGCAGUCACCUUACCAUAUUACUGUGGAUGUUUCACGUUAUAUUUUUGACGUGUUGGAGGAGUUUGGUAUGCAGAAUUGUUCAAGUGUCAAGACUCCUUUACCCACUCGUGAUCUUUCUGAUUUUUCCGAGUCUGACUCUGCUACCGAUGCCUCCAUGUAUCGCAGUAUUAUUGGUAAGCUGAUUUAUGCUGCUAAUUGUGCUCGUCCUGAUCUUGCUGUUGCUGUUAGCUUUCUUUGUCGAUAUAUGCAGAGUCCUAAGUCUAUUCAUAUGGAAGCUGCUAAGCAUACUCUUCGUUAUCUUAAGGGUACUGCUGAACUUGGUCUUGAAUAUCGAGCUCAGAAAGUCUACAAGCUUGUUGGCUAUAGUGAUGCCGAUUAUGCACAGGACAAGCAGGACCGUAAGUCCUUUACUGGUCCUGCAUCGUCCAGCGUCGAGUCUGAGUACAUGUCAUUGUCUGAUGCGUCUAAGGAAUGCUUCUGGAUUAAUCAGUUGUUGUCUCUUUGCAAGAUUCCUGUUCCGUUGCCAGUGACUAUGUUUGAGGACAAUCAGGGAUGUAUUGCUUUGGCUCAGAACCCAGUGUUUCAUCGUCGCACCAAGCAUAUUGAUGUUCGGUAUCAUGUUGUCCGUCACUAUAUUCGCAGUGGAGUGAUUCAUCUGGAGUAUCUUGAUACUCAAGUGAUGUUGGCAGAUAUGUUUACUAAGAAUCUUGGUCGUGUGAAGUUUGAGACAUUGAGGGGACUACUUGGUAUGAAGGCAGUAGGUGAUUCUGCGACAAGGGGAGGUGUUGAGCAUGCAAUGUUGUCGCAGACUAGUGCAGUUGAUAAUGCACGUAUCUUGCCUACGGAUGAUAAAGUCAAAGCUAUAAGAGAUUUUCCUGUUCCUAUAACACCUCACGAUUGUAUGCGUUUUAUGGGUCUUGCUAAUUUUUAUCGACGUUUUGUUCCGCAUUUUUCACAAAUUGCUGCACCAUUGACUACUUUUAUGUCUCAACCCAAAGAUACUAAGUGGACCCCCGUUGAACAAAAAGCCUUUGACAAGCUUAAGGAUAAGCUUACCACUAGUCCUGUUCUUAUCAUACCCAAUCCAGAUGAUCUCUUUGUCCUUACUACUGACGCUAGUAAAAUUGGUAUUGGUGCCACCUUAGAACAAUUCGGAGUUCAAGGUAAAAAGCUUGGUGUCGUCGCUUAUUUCUCCCGCAAGCUCGACAAAGCUCAACAAAACUAUGCUGUCCAAGAUUUGGAAUUCUUGGCUAUCGUCGAAGCUUUGAAGCAUUUCCGCACUCUGUUAUAUGGCGUUCAUUUCAUUUUACGCACUGACCACAUUUCCUUGACUCACUUACAGUCUCAAACUAAACAACCCACUGGUCGUAUUGCACGAUGGUUUGGUUUACUUGCCGAGUAUGAUUUUAGUAUUCAGUACAUCAAAGGAAAAACUAAUGUCGCUGCGGAUGCACUUAGCCGCAUGUUCAUUGAAGCUAUUGAGCUUGAUAACGAUUUUGAGGAACUUUUACAACAAGUUCGUGAUUCUUUAAAGUCUGAUCCUUUCUUCGCUGAUAUCAUUAGUCAUUUGGAAGAUUCGGAUUCACCACUUCACGAUCGUCUCAAAAAGCAAUUUGAGUAUGAUGACGGUGUUCUUUAUUUUAUAAAGUUUACUACCAUGGACGAUCACCAUCGUCGUCUUUGCAUUCCUGCAUCCCAACUUAGACAGUUGCUUAUAUCUAAAGCACACAACCUGUCUCACUCUGGCCCUUAUGCCACUUAUCUUACAUUAGCUGCUGACUAUUACUGGCCCCAUAUGUUCCGCAACAUCAAGCGUUUUAUUCAAAGUUGUGAUAACUGUCUACACAACAAACCUGAGCAACGCAAAACACAAGGUCUGCUACAACCACUGGAAGUUCCUGAGAACCGCUGGUCUUCAGUUUCUAUGGAUUUCAUUACUGGCAUCCCUAUGUCCGAGGAUUUUGAUAUGAUUUUAGUAGUCGUUGACCGCCUUACCAAACGCGCUCAUUUUAUCGCAACUACUACUACCUUAGAUGGCCCUAAGCUAGCACAGCUUUUUAUGCGCGAAGUUACUCGCUUACAUGGAUAUCCCACAGAAAUUGUUUCGGAUAGAGAUGUUCGUUUCUCUACAUUCUGGACUGCUUUUACCAAGUCCUGGGGUACGAAGCUAUGCAAGUCUACUGCUUAUCACCCACAGUCUGAUGGUCAAACAGAACGUAUUAAUCGGAUUCUAAGACAACUUUUACGCUCUUACUGUUAUGACAAUGGACUUGAUUGGUUUUAUUAUCUUGACCAAGUAGAAUUUGCUUAUAAUUCCGCACCACAGUCUACUAUUAAGACAUCCCCAUUUGUCGCUGAUCUUGGCUUUCUACCUCGCCAGCCUGCAAUGAUCCGUCCACCAUUGGAUGCUCGUAUACCCUCAAACGUGGAAAGUCUACAAGUCAAACUGAAAGCUAUUCUGUUACGUACUCAAGAGUACAUGAGUUUCUCACAGUUGAGUCAACAACGACAAGCUGACAAGCAUCGUCGUCCUGUGGAAAUUAAAGUUGGUGAUUCUGUUCUUAUCCACCACACUAGUUUUCAGAGCCCUAGCAACAGGAUGCUGCCACUUUUCGUCGGUCCAUACACCGCCGUUAAAGCAAUUGGGGGAGGAAAUGCGUUUGAAUUGGACUUACCCACUACUGUGAAGAACAACCGUGUUUUUAAUGUUUCGAAAUUACGCAAAUAUGUCAAAUCUGAUGAAUACCCUGCUGAUAUUAGACCUACUGAGGAUUAUGUUAAGAAGAACUCGAAUCGCAUUGCUAGCGUAGCCGCUAUGCAAAAUGGUCUUGUCUAUCUACAGUUCACAGAUAGCCUACCUGGGCAUUGCGUCGCUAUUUCGACAAGUUUUUGGAAUUCUAUGCCUGCAGAAAAAAGGAUACCAUUAUUCAAAGCUUACAUGGCUAGAAUCAAAGCUCGGGACGAGCUUUUAUGA